Molecule: messenger RNA, 1518 nt
Organism: Uranotaenia lowii
Lineage: Eukaryota; Metazoa; Arthropoda; Insecta; Diptera; Culicidae
Product: gamma-secretase subunit Aph-1-like
Exons: 2
Coding region: 132-869 (245 amino acids)
Biological process (GO): Notch signaling pathway; Notch receptor processing; positive regulation of catalytic activity
Cellular component (GO): gamma-secretase complex; membrane; endoplasmic reticulum
Molecular function (GO): protein-macromolecule adaptor activity
Source: RefSeq, a predicted model, not a curated record
CCUGUCGUCUAGUUUUGACAAGACUAUAGUAAAGCAAACAGUCUUUAUCAGUCAUGUGAAGCAAUAACUCUAGUAGACUUAGUUUUCGGUUUCAGUUCAACGAAAAUCGUCGGUUUCAAAUCGGGAGCGCCAUGACCAUUGCAGAAUUUUUAGGCUGCUUAUUCCUGGCCUUCGGACCAUCUUUGGCCAUGUUCACCCUGACAAUAGCCCAUGAUCCCCAACGAAUCUCACUCAUGUUGGCUGGUUCCUUCUUCUGGUUGGUGUCUCUUCUGUUUUCCACAAUGAUCUGGUUCAUGGUUGUUCCGCUGCGAAACAAGCUUGUGAUUGCAUUAAUCUUUUCCGUUUUUAUUCAGCUAGGUGAGGGUUUCCGCUAUCUGUUGUAUAAACUUCUGCGCAAAAUUGAACCCUUUUUACACUAUCGGCCCAAUAGGCACAUAUCUGAGUACGUCACCGGUCUGGGCUUUGGAACCGCGAGCGGAGUGUUUUCAAUGAUCCAUAUUCUGCCCGCAUCGUUAGGACCGGCAACCGUUGGACUCAAAACCGGUUCCAGCUAUUUGUUCGUGUUCAAUGCGGCCCAAUCUCUCUGCAUGAUAUUGCUGCAUACCUUCUGGAAUGUGAUAUUCUUUAGCGCAUGGGAUACCAAGAACUAUUCCCACAUUACUUACGUGGUAGUAAGUCACCUGUUUGUAUCGUGUGUGACUCUGCUGAAUUCUCAGGGACUUGUUGCGGUCACCCUGACGGGGUCCUAUCUGGUGCUGCUCGUCACCACGGUUCUAGCUUUCCGAGCUGCUGGAGGAACCUUUGCAUGGUUCUGGCAAUUCAUAACUAAUUUCCGAAGAAGAACAACUGGUUAUCAACCUCUUGAUUAAGCUUUUUGAUUCAGGUACUUACCGAUUUAUCAUUUAUUGUCAGUGGUUUUCGAACAAAUUUGUAUAAAAAUAAACCAAAAAUUGGUAGUUCUGGGCUCAAAGCCCCCUAGGAGGCGGUAGGGACCAUAAAUCAAUGAUUUAUACCAAUAGUACUCCAAUAGAACUGACUGCAGUAACGCAUUUAAUAGUUCCUUAAUGAUCAUUUUGUAUCAUAAGGUGAAAUACCCUUUAUUACACUUCAGUGAAAAUCACUGAUUAGCCUUUGGCAACGAAUGAUUGGCUUUGAUAAGAAUUUGUCGAAAAGAGGAACUUUUGCCGAUUUAUUCCAUACAAAUUUUCAUCGGUUAUAUAAAAUUAAACUAUAAAAAUCAUAUGCUUGUUACAAUUCAAUUUAUUGGCCCAUUGAUUAAAAAUCAAAUAUUAUUCAGGCGAUUUAAGUAAAGACUGACGGCAAACCUUAUUGUAUUUUUCAUUUUUCUGUCACGAAACUGAUUUAAAUUUAACGUGAAGAAAUACGUAAGUCCACAGCUUAGUUUUUGAAAUAAAACAUAACUAUACAUACAUGUUUGCACUUUAUUCUACAACUCAACGAAAAAAUAUACCGUUCAUACCUAUCUAUGUACAUCUUCAUGGAAACAUCUGUUCUCAU